Messenger RNA from Pyrus x bretschneideri (Chinese white pear), 1846 nucleotides. RefSeq names its product protein TIFY 4B. The transcript has 8 exons. Gene Ontology annotation, biological process: regulation of defense response; regulation of jasmonic acid mediated signaling pathway; response to wounding. Bases 179 to 1315 code for a protein of 378 amino acids. Lineage: Eukaryota; Viridiplantae; Streptophyta; Magnoliopsida; Rosales; Rosaceae. Gene Ontology annotation, cellular component: nucleus. The record is from RefSeq and is a predicted model, not a curated record.
ACGACUUAUGACUUGUAUGAGACGCCGCGCCUACUGCUCACUCCCCACUCUCACACUUUGCCCUUUGCCCUUUUGCCCCCUAAUUCGCCCUCCCAACUCCCGCGAAAUUACCCACCCGCCCAGAUCGCGCUCCUAGUCCUAGACCUCCUCCGCCUCCUCCGGCGGUGAAAUUCCCGCCAUGAACGCCCCCACGACGACGUUUCGCUCCAUUCUCGAGAAGCCCCUCAAUCAGCUCACCGAGGAUGACAUUUCCCAGCUCACCCGCGAAGACUGCCGCAAAUACCUCAAAGAAAAAGGAAUGCGGCGGCCCUCCUGGAACAAAUCGCAGGCGAUCCAGCAGGUUAUUUCGCUCAAGGCGCUGCUGGAGCCCAACGACGAUUCCGGCGCCGGAGCUCUCAGAAAGAUUGUCGUUUUGCCUCAGACGACCACCGCCACCACCCAGCGCGCGGCUUCGAGUUCCGCUGAUUCAGCUAAGGAAGCGAGCCCUGAUGUCCAGGCUUCGGUGUCCGCUGACGAAUUGGCGCCGCAUCCGAGAAAUGAACCGUCCAAACCAGCUCCCGAGGACCCGCCGGUCUAUGCGGAUACCAUCAGUCCCAGAAAUCAUUGUACAACUGAUGCAUCAGUUAGGAAAAUGACAAUUUUCUACAGCGGCAAGGUGAAUGUAUAUGAUGGAGUGCCACCUGAUAAGGUAAAUGAAGCUUUCUCUUUGAAUGGAGACCUUGAGAUAAGCCUUCCAAUGCAGGGAUAUAUGGAUUUGCAGGCACGGGCAAUCCUGCACCUUGCAGCAGGGCCCAACCAUUUGCUUUUGGACAAUCAAUUUGGUGGUGCUGCAGCAGCAAGAUCCUUACAUUGCCAAUUUCAGAAUGCAGGCGAUAAAGAUGUCCUUUCCCUUCCUAGUGCAACAAUUUCUCAGGCAAUGCAAACAGAGAAGAUUGGUGAAUGUACACAGCAGUACUGGGAGAAAGUGAACAACACUCGUGAUCCUGAUGCAGAGGGUCAGGCGAACAGAAAAGUCUCGUUGCAGAGAUACCUUGAAAAGCGAAAGGACAGGGAAAAAUUAAAGAUGAAGAAAAAUAUUGGAUCGAAUACUAGCUUGGAGGUUUACUUGAAUCGUCAACUCAGGACACAUACCUCAAAUGGUAAUUCAAGUCAGUAUGGCACAAGCUCUCCACCCCAACCUGGGCUGCUACAGACAGCUGAAAAUCAGCCAAAGUUCCGCUGUCUUCCUGUUGACCUAAACGAGAAGGGUUGUUUGGUUUUGUUUUGUUUUUCCCGGGCUGGCUGUAAUGCAGAUAUCCUGGAACACCGGACUUGACAAUUUCCAGGUCAUAAAGAGUUGGGAUAUGGUUGAGGACCCCUUACCCUAAGUUAGCGCCAUGACAUACCUCGCAGGAUGGGUAAGAAGAAACUAAUUUAACUGGCUUCUAGCGACCUGCGUUUUUGUAUGAUUGGGCUGCUCUGCGACCAUGAAGUUUUUCCAGACUUUAGCCUAUCAGGAGGAGGAUUCUCAGUUUGGACUGGUAUGACUUUGAUCAGUUUUGUAAUUUGUAGGAUCAUAUUUUCAUCAUCGGGAUUUUUCUUCUUUGUCCAUGUUAUUAGGGUCGAGAUGUAGAGCUGCAAGCAGCAAUAUCCUUUUUAACUCCCUAUGUAUGUAAUUAGUGUAUGCGGUACCAUUCUCCGUGCCGAGAGCUUAUUGUACAAGUUGAAGGAGACUCUCUCCUUCAACGUUUUGUUGCCAUGAAGAAGACUUCUAUGUAAUUUACCAUCACUUUGUUUAUAAGCUAGCCAACUAAAGUUGGCAAAAAUGUGUCGCAAUUUGCAGAAAAAUCGCGGCUCAGUUGGUGCA